Penicillium taxi is the source of this 2067-nucleotide messenger RNA. RefSeq lists its product as uncharacterized. Gene Ontology annotation, molecular function: monooxygenase activity. The record is from RefSeq and is a predicted model, not a curated record. The coding region runs from base 1 to 2067 and encodes 688 amino acids. The transcript has a single exon. Lineage: Eukaryota; Fungi; Ascomycota; Eurotiomycetes; Eurotiales; Aspergillaceae.
AUGACUAUCUCGAAUCCCACCCCCAAGCACACUUUCGCGGAUCGUGCAGCUGCCAACAAUUUCAACGAUGCUCAGAUUCUCAAUUCUAACAACAGCGCUGGCGCCGACAUUCCAGAGAAGUCGGAUGUCGUUGUUGCCGGUGGUGGUAUUCAUGGCUUGAUCUAUGCGAUCCACGCGGCCACAUAUCAUCCUGGAAACCUUAGUAUUUCUCUGGUCGAGAAGGCCAGCAAGCCUGGCUACAAAAUUGGCGAGAGUACGCUGCCGCUGUUUUCAUUGUGGUGCAAGAUGCACGGCCUCACAGCUGAGUAUCUCCUGCGACUCUUCGGCCUCAAGGACGGGUUGGCCUUCUAUUUCCUCGAUCGCGAGAAGCAGGGGGAGUAUACCGAUUUCUGUAGCAAUGGCACACCUGGUCUCUUCCUGAGUGGCUAUCAAGUUGAAAGAUCCAUCAGUGAGCUUCUCUUUACGCUUCUGGCUCAACGCAAGGGCGUGAAUGUCUACCACGGUCGCCAGGUCGAUUUCAACGCCAGUGAUAUCAAUGGCGGAGCAGACCGUAGCAGCAUUUCCAUCAAUCCAGGCAAAUUCGACGGAAAGCCAGCCACCAGCAUCAACUCAUCCCUACUGGUCGACGCCACCGGCCGUUUCCGCCAGCUGGCAUCCAAGAAGGCCCCGUUGCAACGCUUCGAGGGCUGGAACUAUGAUUCCUUCUGGGGAUACUUUACUGCGCCAGCUGACGAGAGCAAGAUUCCUUUCCGCCACUAUGAAGGUGACCACACCAACCAUUUGUGUUUCCCUGAGGGUUGGGCCUGGGUCAUCAAGCUCCCAUCAUGGGAAGGCAGUUCAACUGCUAACCUGAUGGACAUGAUCUCGUACUUGCUGGACUUGGCCGAGGCCGCUGUCCCGGGAGAUCAAAUCCCUAGCUCUCUCGAGCUCGCAAAAAUGUUUGACCUUAAGUUUAAGUGGGUCACUAGUAUCGGAUUUGCUGUGCGCAACGAUGUCAAGUACCCUGAAGACAUGUCGGCCUACGGCACGCGGGAGGCCGAGCGCAAGUUCAACUACUUCGUCCAGAAGUACGACCUCAUCAAGGAGUUCAUGACCAACUACGAUCUCAUUGAGAAUCUUUACGGCCCCGGCACCACUUGGUACAUCCGCAAGUCUCUCACAUACCAGUCGCCCGUGGUCUCUGGUCCUGGAUGGCUCGGUAUUGGCGACGCUUGUGGUUUCACAAACCCGCUGCAUUCCCCUGGUAUCACCGCUGCUAUGUCAACUUCGACUUACGCGGCCGAGCUUACGCACAAGGCUCUUGACCAGGCCAAGACUAAGGCAAAUCCCGAGGCUGCAGAGCUCGCCAUCCGCGAAACAUUAGCACCUUAUGAUGAUUUCGCGCGCCGGCUUAUCCCUUCCCUGAACCAGAUGAACCGCUUUAACUACGUCUGCUUCCGCGAUCCCCGGCUGGGCCCUCAGGUCUCCUGCCUCUGGCAGUUCUUCGCCGGCCUCGGCAUCCCAGGCUGGCAACUUAUUCGCCAAGACUACAAUCUGAACAUGGAGACAUACGUGCCACACUCAAUCAACUGGGCAUGGGGAUCUAUGACGCCAGAGUAUGACUCUGUGGCCCGUCAGACCAUUGAGUUGCUUACCCCAAUUCCGCUGGAAGAUACUGUGCCGGAAUCCCUGGUCAACCAGGUCAUCGAGCUUUCCAACGCCGUCAAGCGUGUCACAGUCGACGGCGGUCGUUUCAAUUUCCGCUGGGACGGUCUGCUUCGUUACUACGACCUCUACCUCAACUACAACCCUGAUGAGCCCACUAAGGAUGUCUUCUCGCGUCAGUGUCGGGAAUGCAGUACCUGGCUUCACUGCCGUCCGGACUGGCGCCGUUGCUACAAUUGCGGUGAGAUACGAUCUGAAGAGGAUGCUGCUAUCACUUGGAACCCACCUCUUGAUGUCAAUGAUGUCAAGGCGUUGGUGCGUGCCUCCGAUGCGAAGCCAGCUGCAAGAGGAGGCCACAGUGCAGUCAAAGAAAAAAUCGCGGAGCCUGUGGUGUCGACCCUCCCGGUGGAGGUUGUGAACUGA